Molecule: messenger RNA, 1042 nt
Organism: Cadophora gregata
Lineage: Eukaryota; Fungi; Ascomycota; Leotiomycetes; Helotiales; Ploettnerulaceae
Gene: RPF2
Product: rRNA-binding ribosome biosynthesis protein rpf2
Exons: 2
Coding region: 59-1042 (327 amino acids)
Biological process (GO): ribosomal large subunit assembly; maturation of LSU-rRNA from tricistronic rRNA transcript (SSU-rRNA, 5.8S rRNA, LSU-rRNA)
Cellular component (GO): nucleolus
Molecular function (GO): rRNA binding
Source: RefSeq, a predicted model, not a curated record
ACGGCAGCAUCUCCGACCUAUUUCCAACCCACCAACAGAUCCAGCAACUCAACUCAAGAUGUUGCGGCAAAUCAAACCCCGCAAUGCUCGCUCCAAACGAGCCCUCGACAAAAAAGCCCCAAAAGCAAUCGAGAACCCCAAAACCGCCCUCUUCCUCCGCGGCACAACCUGCUCGCAAGUAACCCAAGAUGCCCUCACAGAUCUAUACCAACUACGCAUCCCACUCGCCAAGAAGUUUACCAAGAAAAAUGCAAUCCACCCAUUCGACGAUGCCGCCUCGCUAGAAUUCUUCUCCGAGAAGAACGAUGCCUCAUUAUUAGUCUUCGGAUCGAGCAGCAAGAAGCGUCCACAUGCGAUUACAUUCGUGAGGACAUUUGGAUACAAGGUCUUGGAUAUGCUGGAGUUGUAUUUAGAGGCUGAGUCGUUCCGAACACUGGCGCAAUUCAAGAAUAAAAAGUGUGCGGUGGGAUUGAAGCCUAUGUUGUUGUUCUCUGGAACGCCAUUUGAAAGUCCCGUUACGAAUGAAUAUACCUUGGUCAAGUCUUUCUUUACGGAUUUCUUCAAGGGUGAGCCCGCGGAUAAGGUGGAUGUUGAGGGCUUGCAGUACAUGGUGAGCAUUAGUGCGAGGGAUACGGUGGACGGGGAAGAGGUUAAGCCAAAGGUUCAUUUGAGGGUCUACUUGGUCAGGACGAAGAGAAGUGGACAGAAGCUGCCCAGAGUUGAGGUUGAGGAGAUGGGACCUAGAAUGGAUUUCAGAGUAGGCAGAGUACAGGAGGCUGAUGAGAGCGUGCUCAAGGAGGCGAUGAAGAAAGCUAGAACUAGCCAAGAGAGACCGAAGAAGAAUAUAUCUACGGAUAUUGUGGGUGAUAAGAUGGGUAGGAUACAUCUGGGCAAGCAGGACUUGAAGGAGUUGCAGACAAGAAAGAUGAAGGGUUUAAAGAGAAGCCGAGAUGUUGCCGAUUCUGAGGAUGAGGAAAUGGAGGAUCAGAUUAGUGAGGACGAGCCCCAGCCUGAGCCUGUGAAGAAGUCAAAGAGAGGCUGA